GACAGUUUUAGGAGAAUUUCAUUUUCUUAGCGAAAAACAUAUUACUGUUCUCUUGGCGAAAAACAUACGUAUCUUAUAACUGUGUGUCGUUAAUAAAGUAGAUGUUAAUUUUCAGAUUAAUCAGCGGUGCUUUAUUGCUCCGAGUAGCUUACUCUUUUAACACUAUGACUACAAACCGAUUAUGCAGCGUUGGAGGAGUUAAAUAUUUAUCACAGGCAGAAGCUACCUCUUUAGACCAGGAUCUCUUUACUGAUUAUAGAUUUAGUGUUGAUCAACUAAUGGAACUUGCUGGUUUGAGUGUAGCCACAGCGGUAGCAAAGUCAUACCCAUCAGCAUCAUAUGGUAAUGCUUUGGUUAUCUGUGGACCAGGAAACAAUGGAGGAGAUGGAUUGGUAGCAGCACGUCAUAUGACAUUAUUCGGAUAUAACGUAGCUGUAUACUAUCCAAAACGGACUCCUAAACCUCUUUAUGAGAAUUUACUAGAGCAAUGUCGAAGGUUUGGGGUUACAAUAAUUGAUACGCUGCCUCAACCAAGUGACUUAAAGACUGAAUAUAAAGUCUUGGUGGAUGCAUUAUUUGGAUUUAGCUUUAAACCACCUGUUAGAGAUGAAUUGAAGCCUGCAUUAGAUGCUUUGAUUAAUAGUGGUCUUCCUGUCUGCAGUGUUGAUAUACCAAGUGGAUGGGAUGUUGAGAAAGGACCUACCGAUAGUAACGCUUUGAAGCCAUCAGUCCUCAUAUCCCUGUCAGCUCCUAAACUAUGUGCCAAACCAGAAAUACUGGAAAAUGCUAAACAUUUCCUUGGUGGGAGGUUUCUACCCUCAGGAAUAAUAUCAAAAUACAAUUUAAAGUUGCCAACAUAUCCAGAUCAAGAUCAAGUGGUUCAAUUAUCUUGUUAAUAAUUACAAUAUAUAUUAUAACCAUAAAAACUUAAUUUUGUAUCAUCAAAGAAAAAACAAAUUAGCAUUUGUUUUUAAAUGUUAUAUUUUUACUAGUGUAAUAAUAUUGCAUUUACAGAUUUUGUUUGAGGGAAUAAGUAACUUUAAUAAUAAUCUUUAAUGUAUAAUCCCUGCAAAUUGCUAAUGUGCCUGUUCACUAUUUUGAUAUGUAAUUGUGUUAAAAUAUCAGUACUGUUAACACUGUUUGGCAAGUACACUUAUUAAGAUCACACAUCAUUUUUGUUAUGUUUUUAUUGGUUGUUAUAGUUAAGAAUUUAUUGUUACUUGUUAUGCUUGACUAUAAUAGCAACUGCUAUUAAGAUUUUUCACUAAUUAUAGAUAUAUCUAAUGUCUCUCAUUUCAUUAUUGCUUUUGGUUGUCUCAAAAAGGGCUUUCCGUUUGUUAUCGUAUUAUUACAAAGUAAUUUGUUUUUUUUU
Diatraea saccharalis (sugarcane borer) is the source of this 1372-nucleotide messenger RNA. NCBI's taxonomy places the organism in Eukaryota, Metazoa, Arthropoda, Insecta, Lepidoptera, Crambidae. The record is from the annotation of a GenBank genome assembly.